This is a messenger RNA of Galendromus occidentalis (western predatory mite), 1869 nucleotides long. Its product is annotated as serine/threonine-protein kinase orb6-like. The transcript has 8 exons. NCBI's taxonomy places the organism in Eukaryota, Metazoa, Arthropoda, Arachnida, Mesostigmata, Phytoseiidae. The record is from RefSeq and is a predicted model, not a curated record. Bases 1 to 1869 code for a protein of 622 amino acids. Gene Ontology annotation, molecular function: ATP binding; protein serine/threonine kinase activity. Gene Ontology annotation, biological process: intracellular signal transduction; peptidyl-serine phosphorylation.
AUGUGUCCCGUGCACAGCCUCACAAGUGGUGGCGACCACCACCACUUGUGUCCCACACCUCCGGCCCACCUCAACCCCCAGCCCGAUGUUCUCCUUUCGCCUGGAGUGCUAAGGCACCGAUUGUCUACUGCGCUACGGGAAAUAGAAAAUGUUCUCGUCGAUAUUGAUAGACCCUCUGUCAUCGAUACAGCAGACUUCCAAGGGCAAGCGCUCGCGAUUUCGUCCAGGCUAGGAGGGAAAGAAUACGUCAAUAUCUUCGACACUCUGAUCACCCUGCAGGGUCCGAGCGUACAGGUUCUGAAGACCGUCUGCGUGAUCAUGCAGAGCUACGUGAAGAAGAACAUCCUAAUCAACGAGAACCUAUAUCCCGCGGAGCUCUACGUCAAGGAUCAAGUCAACUUGUUUCUCCUGUCGAUUCUCCUCGAGGUGAAGAAGCGCUACAUCACCUGCGGUCUGUUCCGCGAAGGAUUCGAGAACCUCUAUUACAUGGCUUCGUACAUGUACGGCGUGGAGAAUCAGAUUGCAACGCUGGUCGCAACGGAGCUCUGCAACGUGAUAGUCAUCUUGGAGGAUAUCGCGAACCUCGCCGAAACUUUCAGUGGAGUCUCGGUGACGAACUACAAGAAAGUGAAGGAAUACAUCAAGACGCAAUAUCCGGAGACAGCAACCGACCGGAGUAUUUACUACGGGAAAGUCAAAUAUUUCCGGAUUGAAAAACUACUCGGCGCGGGAGGCUUCGGCGCGGUGUAUCAGGCUUCGAUCGCGGGCGUAGAGUGCGCGAUGAAGCAUGUCCCGCUGCGGCUCCUUCCCGAUCCUGAAAACUCGACUGUCGACAAAAAAGUGGCGUCCCUUAUCAAUCAUAUCUGUCUCGUGAACUACUUCGCUUGUUUCUGCACGCAAGAAAGUUACGUCACGGUCAUGGAGUUCAUCCGCGGCGUGGAUGUCAUUAAACUACUGCGUGAAUGCAGGAAACUUCCGAAAGAGCUCGUCAAGAUAGUCAUAGCUCAGGUCGGUCUGGCUUUGCAACACAUGCACUACAAGGGCUUCAUCCAUCGGGACGUCAAGCCUUCGAAUAUAAUGAUAUCGCGAGGUUGCCGAGUGAAGCUCUUCGAUUUCGACACCGCGAAAGUGUGCUACGGCAAGCACCACAAAAAAUACAUGUUCUACUUCUCACGGAGAACUUCGGGAGAAUUCAAGGACGGUGAAAUCGCCGGUACACUCUCGUACAUGGCGCCGGAGGUUUUCUCGAAGGAUUUUUACGGUCGAGCAACUGAUUGGUUCUCUCUCGGUGUGACCGCAUACGAGCUAGCGACUGGGAGGUUGCCUUUCCGUUUCGAGGACAAAGAAUUCGACGAGCAAAAGGAAAUCAUCCGGAAAGGUCGCUAUUCAUGGCCGAAGGACCACGUGGACUACGUGUUGCAAGUUUUCGUCGAUUACUGUCUCAGGCCAAAGCAACAUCGACUGUGCACGAAACGUUACCUGGAGCUCCUCUUUCAUCCGUACUUCGAAAAUGUCUCGUGGGAGCACGUUGAGAACGGACAGGCUCUCAUGGACUUUGAGCCACUGAACGCGAUGAUCGCGAAUUCGUUCGAUGAGCCUGGAUCGAGUUCUAGUUGUUGCGUGGCUGAUCAGCCGGCUUCGGAAUCGGAUAAUCUAGAGAAAAUAGUGGCAUUAUUCGGAUGGCCGAGUCCGCAAUUCCAUGAUACCGUGGGUCAAAAACCGAUGUUCGUCUACUCUUCGAUGGAGUUCCGUAAACUCAUCGAGUCCAUCAAGAAAAAACAGUCACACGCGAUGGAAACUCUCUACAGACCGCUGGAGCGGGUCUAUACAACAGAAAAUAGAGAGGAUUACGAAUUUGAAGGAUUCUGA